Dalotia coriaria is the source of this 1332-nucleotide messenger RNA. RefSeq lists its product as uncharacterized. The record is from RefSeq and is a predicted model, not a curated record. The transcript is spliced from 4 exons. Lineage: Eukaryota; Metazoa; Arthropoda; Insecta; Coleoptera; Staphylinidae. The coding region runs from base 222 to 1220 and encodes 332 amino acids.
CGAAGAACGCUGUUGCUGAAGUUGAGUCGGUGAGUUAAGUCAGUCAGUCAGUCGCAGUCAGUCGCGCGGUGUUUACGUGCGCGGACGCAUCGAAACGCGCGUGCGGGCAUUACUCUAUGGUGAAUUAAGACUUAAGAAACACAUUUGUUCUUUUAAUUGAGUGCUACAACACGGAAAAUCAAUAUGCCGACCGCGGCCCCGAUGAUUUAUACUGGAAUCCAAUGGAUUUAGACAGUGAUGAAUCCAUGCCGUACCCCAACAAACAAUACAUAGACCCCUGGGACCUGGAAAACUACGCCUACAUCCGCCAACACCUUGAUUCCGUCGACCUCAGCUCCGACCCUAGUAGUCUCGGAGAACCGCAGGAAACCUCCGCGUUCUACUACAUCCCCGCACGUCCCCUUGAACUACCCCCUACACAUCAAGACGAUGAGAGUAUUUACUACCAUCAUCGAACCAUGGGCGGAGAACGUCUUGAGAAGAUCUACGAUACGCAACACUCACAACACUCGCAGUAUAACCAAGAUGCUGAGUAUUAUUAUACUAUGAGGAAGGUGCCCACUGUACCUACGACUAGAUAUGAUACGAUAGCUAGGUCUGAGAGGGAUAGAGGGUUGAGGGGUGGAAUGGCUGGGAGUUAUGCGGCGAUUGAUGAGCUCUUGAUUCGCAACGAGAUUGCGAGCUCAAGACGCCAUCGGAGAGCGUCCCAUGCGGGGUCUAUUUAUGGGGGGUCGUUGCCUGUGCAACCACCGGCGCAGCAAUAUGGGACUUAUGUCAGGAGAGGGUCAGGGAGUAAAGUUAUGCCCAGGGAGGAUAUUUAUGAGCAGUACAACUAUGAACCAACAGAAACCGAUUUGUAUGGUAUUCCGGAGAAUACCAGCAUGCAAAUCUACGAGAAGAAUAAAACUCUGCGACGACAACAUCAGAUGAGUAAGAAUGAUGGUCCUGUGGCCAAAAUGGCGAAGUCAAGGAGUCAUAGUUUCUCAGUUGGGGAUUUAGAGUAUGAUUCUUAUCGUACGCAUCAAUCGAUCUACAAUGAUGAUCAAUACAUGCGUUCGGAUAUAUAUGAUUCGACAGGAUCAUCUCCGAUUUACGAUGAUAUCAGGAGUUCGUUAUCACAUCGACCUAAACCCAAACAUUUCAAGUUAAGUAACUACGGUCAUUUGAAGAUUGAUUAUUCUUUUAGUUGGAAUAAUCUGAAUAAAUAUAUUUACAAUUAAGACGUUUUAUUGAUUUUAUUGAUUGUGUUUUAUAAUUUAUUAUUUUAAGGCAGCACGCUGUACUGAUAGGCAUAUAUUUUGUUUAGAAAGUAUAAUAAAUAAUGUUUUAAUA